AUGAAUUAUUUUAAGUCAAUUUUCCAAAAAAAAAAAAAUAGAAACGUGAUUGAUUAAACAUCGUCUGAAACUUCUACUAUUUAUGAUUAAAACUCCUUAACGGUUCAUCUAGAUGAUAUUAAGGCGAUUAUUAAAUGUUAGUAAAGGAGGAGGGAACUCUAUUUUAGGCCGACGAAAUCCCUAUUAGAAUAAUUAAAGGUGCUCUACUCAUUACAUAUGAUGAUAAUAUCGGAAUAAAUUAAUGAUGAGAAUGAAUUAAUCGAAUGUUUUUCAUAAGGAAAGUAAUUUAAUGUUUAAAGAUGUGCAUAGAGUUCUUUUGUCAACAACACAGUCGGAGGAUAAACGAAUCAUAAUUCAAAUGAAGUUUAAAUGAAUUAUUCUGAAGUAAAAACUAUUGAUAUCAUUCAAAAGUAUCCCAUUAAAUUUUAUAAUGUUGAAAUCGAGUUUGCUCAAUAAUAUUAUUCAUACUUGCAAAGGGUGGCCAAUAACAUGGAUAUUUAUUAUGCAUCUCAGAAAAUGCAAUAUCCAUACUUAGAAGAGAAUUAAAGCAGGAAAAUAAGGUUUUUGUGGCUAUUUAAAUUAACAAAUAUGAUCAAUUUCAAAAUAUCAAUGAUUCCCAUGAUUUAAAAGAUAAUAUUUUAAGAGUCCGAUUUCACUUAAAUAACAAAAGAAAUCACUAUUUUAAUAUAUAAAGAUUGCAUAAAUGAAUAUUUAUUCAUAAAAAAAGAGAUAGAAGAAUAAUUGGAACAGUAUUAGCAGCAGAAUGUCAAGGAUACAAUAAGCUUAUAUGAAUUAUAUAUUCAAGCUAAAUAAAUCACUAAUUCUCUUAAAUUAUUUUAUAAUAUAAGAAAUCACUUUUUGAAGUAUGAAAGGAUUGAAAAAUUCAAUUGGCUUCAUUUGGAGAAGCAACAAGAGAAAGAUGUGGAAUUAUAUGUUGAAAGAAUUAAACUAAUAAAUUCAUCGUAGUUUAAACACACCUUAAAAGUACCCUCUUAAAAAGACAUUUACGAUAAUUUAUAAUAAAAAAUGACUUAAUCAAAAAUAAAAUCAAAAUCAAAAAAAGGACGACGUAUUCUUGAACAUCUAUCUCCGAAAACAGAUAAUAAGAAAUAACAAUCAAAGCAAAAUAGUCAUAGAAUCAUUAUACAAUCCUGA
Messenger RNA from Paramecium tetraurelia, 1155 nucleotides. RefSeq lists its product as uncharacterized. The transcript has 5 exons. NCBI's taxonomy places the organism in Eukaryota, Ciliophora, Oligohymenophorea, Peniculida, Parameciidae. The record is from RefSeq and is a predicted model, not a curated record.